AUGGAGGUUGUUAAAGUUGGGAAAUCCUUGGGGACUACAAUCAAAUACCCAGAAGAGAAAGGCGGCCAAUAUGCUGCUAAUUUGGAAGUAUUCCAUCAAUUACAUUGUCUGAAUCUUCUGCGGAAGGCGACAUAUUUCGACUACUACGCCGAUAAAGAGAUCAUGUUCAAGACAACUCCUCACAUGAUUCGUGAGCAUCUUGACCAUUGCAUUGACAUGCUCCGGAUAAGCUUUCAAUGCACCACCGACCUCACUCUGAUAACUUUCAAUGUCUCGACACCUGAAUUUCCAAAGGCAGACUAUAUACCUGACUUCUACACAAACCACAGAUGCAGAAACUUUGAACAGACGCUUGCUUGGUAUUACGAGCGCCGAAUUCCAUUUGAAUAA
Molecule: messenger RNA, 390 nt
Organism: Cladophialophora bantiana CBS 173.52
Lineage: Eukaryota; Fungi; Ascomycota; Eurotiomycetes; Chaetothyriales; Herpotrichiellaceae
Exons: 3
Coding region: 1-390 (129 amino acids)
Biological process (GO): mycotoxin biosynthetic process
Source: RefSeq, a predicted model, not a curated record